CUUUAGUGCAAGUAAAGCUAUGCAUUUAACUUUAUUCUACUUAUUUUCAUGUUUCAAAAAUGUUUCCAGAGGAAAGUCUUCAUUAACUCAGUUAACCAUAUUGCUGCACCUGCAAAUCCCGUAAGUUAGUUAUUAACCCGUAUAUCUCAGAUUCUGUGUCUUUAAAAUGGGAGAAUUAAUAGUAUUUAUCUAGAAAGUGUUCAUUUAGAGUACACAUAAGUUCUGAAUCAGUACUAGCUAUUGUUAUUUGCAUCAUCUGAUAGCCUUUUUACCACCUUAAGCAAGAACUGCCAGCUCUUAGUAGUAUCUAUGUUUACUUGCUUAACAAGAAGAGGAAGUCUUAGUUAACGCCCUAGAGAAACCAAAGGAGAAACUUUGUUCAGUGUAGUACAAUGCUGAAACUGAAGCUUGGGGUCCCUCCCUUUCUGUUGAUCUGCCAAAGGUCACUUGGCACAUAAGCACACUCAGAGGAAUCUCCUCUCAGUACUGCCUGGAGGAGCGCUUGGAGUUUUGUCUGGAUUGUGUGGGAGUGAAAGAUAGGAUGAACGGUCAUAUUUCCAAUCAUCCCAGUGGUUUUGGAAUGUACUCAUCUCCAGUGAAUGGCUACGGAUUAUCACCCACCUAUUCUCAGAUGGACAGAGAGCACACUUCGAAAACAAGUGCAAAGGCCCUUUAUGAACAGAGGAAGAAUUAUGCACGGGACAGUGUCAGCAGUGUGUCAGAUGUAUCCCAGUAUCGUGUUGAACACUUGACUACCUUUGUUCUGGAUCGCAAAGAUGCUAUGAUAACUGUUGAUGAUGGAAUAAGGAAGCUGAAAUUGCUUGAUGCCAAGGGCAAAGUGUGGACUCAAGAUAUGAUUCUUCAAGUGGAUGACAGAGCUGUGAGCCUCAUUGAUUUAGAGUCAAAGAACGAACUGGAGAAUUUUCCUUUAAAUACUAUCCAGCACUGCCAAGCGGUGAUGCACUCAUGCAGCUAUGAUUCAAUUCUUGCCCUGGUGUGCAAAGAGCCAACCCAGAACAAGCCAGAUCUUCAUCUUUUCCAAUGUGAUGAGAUUAAGGCCAACCUGAUUAGUGAAGAUAUUGAAAGUGCAAUCAGUGACAGUAAGGGAGGGAAACAGAAGAGGCGGCCCGAUGCCCUGAGGAUGAUUUCCAAAGCAGACCCUGGCAUUCCACCUCCACCCAGAGCGCCUGCCCCCGUACCUCCUGGGACUGUAACACAGGUGGACGUUAGAAGUCGGGUGGCAGCCUGGUCUGCAUGGGCAGCUGACCAAGGAGAUUUUGAGAAACCAAGACACUAUCAUGAGCAGGAAGAAACACCCGAGAUGAUGGCGGCACGAAUUGACAGAGAGGUGCAAAUCUUAAAUCACAUCUUGGAUGACAUUGAAUUUUUUAUCACAAAACUCCAAAAAGCAGCAGAAGCAUUUUCUGAGCUUUCUAGAAGAAAGAAAACUAAGAAAAGUAAAAAGAAAGGACCAGGAGAGGGUGUCUUAACACUGAGGGCAAAACCCCCACCUCCUGACGAAUUUGUUGACUGUUUCCAAAAAUUUAAACAUGGAUUUAACCUUCUGGCCAAAUUGAAGUCUCACAUCCAAAACCCCAGUGCUGCAGAUUUGGUUCAUUUUCUGUUUACUCCUUUGAAUAUGGUGGUGCAGGCAACAGGAGGUCCUGACCUAGCCAGUUCAGUACUUAGUCCUCUCUUGACUAAGGACACGAUUGACUUCUUAAGUUACACUGUCAACACUGAGGAACGGCAGUUGUGGAUGUCACUGGGAGAAGCCUGGAUGAAAGCCAGAACAGAGUGGCCAAAAGAGCAGUUUAUUCCCCCCUAUGUCCCACGUUUCCGCAAUGGUUGGGAGCCACCAAUGCUGAACUUCAUGGGGGCACCAAUGGAGCAAGAUCUUUAUCAACUGGCUGAGUCCGUGGCAAACGUAGCAGAACAUCAGCGCAAACAGGAAAUAAAAAGAUUAUCUACAGAGCACUCCAGUGGAUCGGAAUACUCUCCUGAUGCAUAUGCAUACAACAGCAACAUGUACACGAGAGGGCCCCAUCUGGACCAAGGGGAAGCUGCUGUUGCAUUUAAGCCAACUCCCAACCGCCAUGUAGAUAGAAAUUAUGACCCAGUGAAAACACAACCCAAGAAAUAUGCCAAAUCCAAGUACGACUUUGUAGCAAGGAACAACAGUGAGCUGUCGGUCCUAAAGGAUGAUAUUUUAGAGAUACUUGAUGAUAGGAAGCAGUGGUGGAAAGUUCGAAAUGCAAGUGGAGACUCUGGAUUUGUGCCAAAUAACAUUUUGGAUAUCGUGAGACCUCCAGAGUCUGGUUUAGGGCGUGCUGACCCGCCAUAUACGCACACCAUACAGAAACAAAGGAUGGAGUAUGGUCCAAGAGCAUCAGAUACUCCCUCUGCACCCUCACCUCCUCCUGCGCCAGCUCCUAUUCCUGUUCCCCUUCCACCUUCUGCUCCUGCACCUGCUCCUGUGUCGAAGGUCCCAGCCAGCAUAACCCGGCAGAACAGCAGCUCCAGCGAGAGUGGCGGCAGUAUUGUUCGAGACAGCCAGAGACACAAACAACUUCCAGUGGACCGAAGGAAGUCUCAGAUGGAGGAAGUGCAGGACGAGCUCAUCCACAGGCUGACCAUUGGUCGGAGUGCUGCUCAGAAGAAGUUCCACGUGCCACGGCAGAACGUGCCAGUUGUCAACAUCACCUAUGACUCCACACCCGAGGAUGUGAAGACAUGGCUGCAGUCCAAGGGAUUCAACCCUGUGACUGUCAACAGUCUUGGAGUAUUAAAUGGUGCGCAGCUUUUCUCUCUCAAUAAAGAUGAGCUGAGGACAGUCUGUCCUGAAGGGGCCAGAGUCUUCAGCCAAAUCACUGUACAAAAAGCCGCAUUAGAGGAUAGCAAUGGCAGCUCUGAAUUGCAAGAAAUCAUGCGAAGACGACAGGAAAAAAUCAGUGCCGCUGCUAGUGACUCAGGAGUGGAAUCUUUUGAUGAGGGAAGCAGCCACUAAUUUGUGUGUGUGUAUGUGUUUGUUUUUAAAUUCCAUAAUCUUGACAUUAUUCCAAUAUGCUUUGUUUUAAGAAGCCUUGAAGGGAAUGUCAGAUUUGUUUUUUUUCUUGGCCUACUUAAUUUAUCGCCAGAAAAAAAAGCAAUGCAAACCUGAGUAAGCAGAGGACUUGUUUGUGGGACCAUUAUUUUUAUUAAGACUGAAAAAUCUUAAACUGAAUUUUUGGCCCUCAGGAAAUACUUUUCCUGCUUGACCACAGUGGAUCUUUGUUAGGUUAUUUAAUCCACAUUUCAGAGUAUACACAGGAAUUUUUUGACAGUGGCAACUGAAUUCACUGCAACAAAGCAAAGAUGUUGUCAAUGAUUUGAAAUCUAAGCAAUUGCAGUUUUGCUUGUGAAUGUGAAGUCUGUGCUCAUUAUAUGAGCCCCUGCUUACUUAGGUCUCUGACAUACUCAAUGACAGACUGUUUAGGUUUAUUUAAAGUUCUUAAUGCCAACAGUUAAAAAAAAUUGAAACAUUUGAAUAAACUGUAAAGUACAGCCAAGCCUUGCACUGCAAAUGUAAAGCUAUGGAACAUUCUAGAGACAUUUUAUUUAUCACAGCUCUAUUGAUCACAACUCCUUGCAUAGUUUGUGUAAUGGUUUAGUUUAUGUUCUGCUUGUGAUGUGAUACUGUGUUCCUAUAUGUGAGAAAGCACAAGUCAGAAAGAGGUCAUAUACAAUCAAAAUCUAUCGAAGGAAAGAGCCUGCAUUUGUAUGUGUUACAGUAUUUUGCUUAAUGGAGGCCUCUGUUCUGAAUAUUGAUAGAAGUAAUUGAAAGGAAAUUGGGGCCAUUUAUUGUGUUUUUCUGUGUCAAGUCUUUUUGGUAAUAAGAAACACUUAAUUUACAAAUAUUUUAAUCUAGUGGAAGAUUCUAGAUAGAAGAAAGAGAAAGACCUAACCUUCAACAAAUGUUAUUUUUGGAAACACAAUUUUUGUCAUUAAAUGUUAUAUUGUUUCACAUAUAUAAAACAGAUGUUAUGUAAGAAUGUUGUAUAUUUUAACAUAAAUCCAUCUAGAAAGAUGAUCUAGAUUCAUUAAUUUUCAUAGUGCCUUUUCACAUGAGUCAGGUGGAAAGUCUGCAAUAAACAGUAUUUGCUGUAUGUUAAUAAAUGGCUUCUGUUUCAUUAACAAAGGGGAUCUUUGCUGUGUAGACUGGAGUUUAGUACUGAAUGGAAUGCAUUGGAAAAUGUAAAAAUCUACAUUUUUUUUUCUAAUGAGGUUCUGCUAAUUUCUGAGUAGGUAAAAUUGCUAUGGAACACUUUCUCCAAUUGUUUAUUUUCUUUCCACCGUGUUUAUUUCAACAACUUUUCUUUCAACCACCUAGUAACAGUUGGUAAUAGUAGUGAGAAUUAAAUUUAUAUAGCACUUAAAAUAGCUAAAUGCCUUCAUGUAAAUACUUUACUAAACAUUUACAAAUAACUCCAAAUUAUAUGAGGAGACUUCAGAAAGCUUGUGGGAAAGUGAAAUUAAAAGGUAAGUGUAUUUUUAUCCAAAAAAUGUGAAAUCUAUGCAUAGUUUUUCAUACCAUGCAUUUUCCAUGACCUUUUUGUGAUCCUCCCUAUGCAUGGAUUUCAGAGUGGAACUUUGCACCAAAAUAAGCUUGUGUUUGAAUCCAUUUUCCAUGAGCUUUCUGAAGCACCCUAGAACUUUCAUCAGUAAGGAAGUGUAGUUUCCUAGAGGCUAAUUUAUUCCAAAUCAUGAAAGAUUUGGAAGUUUCUCACCUUCCAUCUCAGUGUCUCCAUUAUACCUCCCCUUGGACUAAGUGCGGCAUAUGUGAGAAUGAGAAAGGAGUAUAAGUUUAGAUCUUUUAUAUUUCAUAAGCACUGAUACAUGUUGAGAACUUAGUCCUUAAGUAAAACUCUGAAAAUACAUGGAGGUGACAAAAGAAAAGGAUUUAAAAUGAACAUAACCUGUGUUUAAAGUAGUGUAUCUGAUUUGAAACUGAUAGGUCCAACUUGCAUCCCUAUGCAAAGGAAAGUCUCCCCCAGAGUAGUGAUUGCUGGAAGCAUUCACCUCACCAAGGACUGUGAGCACAAAGAGAAGAGGUGAAUGGAGGUAGCUACCUGCAAGAGAGGCACUCCAGAGUGGGGAUCCAGACAUCUGAGGCGCGUGCUCACCAGUGCCCCACAAGUUUGGAGGAAAACCCUAUAGAGAAGGAAAGCAAACCUCUGAGAGCAGGGCAAGGCCUAAUUGGCACUCUUGCCUCAGGAAUUCAGAAAAUUUUUCAGAAAACCCAUGGAGCUGGAAUUUGGAGCUCCAAGGAGACCAUGCAGCCAGCUGGUGCUUGGAUGUCUAAAAGACAGGACCAAGAGACUUCUGGGACAUGGGGGAAAGCAGACUGGUUCCUGAAACCGACACUGCUGCCACCGAGAAUCAUUUCUGCUUGCAGAGUGAAGAGUUAGGUGCAGGGUGAUGUUGGUAGGAACACAACGGGAAACAGGAAUGAGGAGUCGCUUGGUCCUCCUGUCACCCUCUGUGGCCCUCUACCUCCCUGUAGCACAUAUUUUGGGUGGAAUCUAUCAGGCACCCACAGGCAAAACCCGGAAUCACCAAGAUGAGAAUACAGGUGGAUUUGAAGCAGAGAGAGCAACUCCAUAACCACCACAUUCUGGCUUCUGCCUGUUUAGCCUCUACACUUCCUCCUCUAUGUUUUUUAAAUUAUAUAUGACAAUUAUAAAACAGUUGCAGUUUUCUCUAACAAAAUGUAAUCAUCCUCUGACAUUUAAACAGUAAUACAGAGCAUGUAAAAAAUUUAUUUUUAUAUGAAAGGCAGAAUAAAAGAGACAGAUAUCUCUCAUCCACUGGUUCAUCCACAAAUACCAGCAACAGCUGAAGCUGAGAUUGGAUCAGACGUGGUCAGUUCCGGGAGCCAGGCACUCUAUCUGGGUCUCCCACAUGGAUGACAGGAACCCAAGUACUGGAGCCAUCCCCUGCUGCAUCCCCAGGGACCCGUUAACUGGAAAAGCUAGAAUCAGGACUGGAUCCAAGACUCCAACCCAAGGACUCUGUUAUGGGAUGCAGGUGUCCCAAACAGCAUUUCAACUGCUGUGCCAAAUUCCCACCCCCUAAUACAGAGUAUUUCUUGAAAGAACUUGUUAAAUAGGCAAGAAGAGAACACUAAAACAUCGCAUCGGUGCUAAUACAGGAAGCAGCUCUUUGCCUGUUGCUGAUGAGCAAAUGGGAGAGUUGAGCACAUCAGUGUUGAGAAGCCUGAGGAAGGACACUACAGAGGCUGUGCUCGCACCUGAUGAAGGGGGCUGUCCGUGUCGGUGCUGGUAUCUGAGGGGUACACAGAGCGGAGCCCCAUGGAGCCCUGGGACAGACAUCCUUGAGGGGACUUGAGACUCAUCUCUGAGUAGGUGCAGCCGAGGUGGUUCUAAACCACCUAGAAACUGGAGUCAGACUUGAUUCCAGAAUAUGGAUCUGUUCUUUUCACUGGUUUUCAGCCAUUUGCUUUUAGUGUGCCUGUGUGUAGUGUUCUUGUUUGAUCUUCUUGGAACUAUGAGAUUAUACUUUUUAUUAAAGCUGGAAAAAUUUCAGCCAUCAUUGCUUAAUAUUUUAUUCUGGCCCUCCUGCCUCCUUUUCUUCAGAGCUUCCAAUUUCAUGUAUGUUAGCCCAUUUGAAAUGUUCCCAAUCUCACCAAUGCUCUAAUUUUUUUAAGAUUUAUUUAUUUAUUUGAAAGUCAGAGUUACACAGAGAAAGAGGAGAGUCAGAGAGAGAGAGAGUUCCUCCAUCUGAUAGUUCACUCCCCAGUUGGCUGCAACGGCCGGAGUUGUGCUGAUCCAAAGCCAGGAGCCGGGAGCCUUUCCCGGGUCUCCCACAUGGGUGUAGGGGCCCAAGGACUUGGGCCAUUCUCUACUGCUUUCCCAGGCCAUAGAAGAGAGCUGUACCAGAAGUAGAGCAGCCAGGUCUCGAACCCGCGCCCAUAUGAGAUACCGGCACUUCGGGCCAGGGCAUUAACCUGCUGCGCCACAGCGACGGCCCCAACCAAUGCUCUGUUUUUAUCAUUGUGUUUCUUUGUCUCAUUUUGGGUAGGUACUGUACAUUUACUUCCAUUGUAAUUUGUCAUCUUAGACAUUAUUGUUUUUGUCUCUAAGUUUUACAUGGUUUUCUUUUUUACAUGUAUAUUUAUUUAAAACACAGAGUGAGGCCGGCGCCGUGGCUCAAUAGGCUAAUCCUCCACCUUGCGGCGCCGGCACACCGGGUUCUAGUCCCGGUCGGGGCGCCGGAUUCUGUCCCGCUUGCCCCUCUUCCAGGCCAGCUCUCUGCUAUGGCCAGGGAGUGCAGUGGAGGAUGGCCCAGGUGCUUGGGCCCUGCACCCCAUGGGAGACCAGGAAAAAGCACCUGGAUCCUGGCUCCUGCCAUCGGAUCAGCGCGGUGCGCCGGCUGCAGCGGCGGCCAUUGGAGGGUGAACCAACGGCAAAAGGAAGACCUUUCUCUCUCUGUCUCUCUCUCUCACUGUCCACUCUGCCUGUCAAAAAAAAAAAAAAAAAAAACACAGAGUGACAGAGACAGAUCUUCCAUCUGAUAUACUCCCCAGCAUAUUCUCCUAGAAUGUGCUUUAGCAGGAAGCUGUAAUGAGAAAUUGAGCCAGGACUGAAACUCCAGAAAUCCAGUAUGGGAUGCAGGUGUCCCAGGUGCUAUCUUAACCACUGCACCAAAUGCCACCCUCAAUUUGUUGUCUAAAUUGUCUUCCAUGUUUUUACUUGCUCAGUAUUUCAAUGUAGUUAAUGCUGUUAAAACAGUCUUAACGGAGAUUUUGGGAAGAUAACACAAUAGCUAGCACAGAAAUCUGUCUUCCCAUAUAGGCAAUAAUUUCAAAGACAGGGUCUGUUUGAUGCAAGUAGUUUGGAAUGCAGUAGUUCUUAACUUCCAGAAGACUUAGAUGGCAAAUUGUAGUUGAUUUUGGUCAACAACCAAAAUUAACAAUAAAAAUUUGCUCAGCACAGUAGCAGCUACACUUCCAAGCCCCCAGUCCUGUGGCAAGCAGUUACUGGAUUUCCAUAUAUCCUUUUUUUUUUUUUUUUAAAGAUUUUGUUUAUUUAUUUGAGAGGUAGAACUACAGACAGAGGGAGGGAGAGACAGAGAGAAAGGUCUUCCAUCUGCUGGUUCACUCCCCAAAUGGCUGCAAUGGCUGGAGCCAGUUGAUUGGAUGCCAGGUGCUUCAUCUGGUUUCCCACACAGGUGUAGGGCCCAAGCGUUUGGGCCACCUUCCACUGCUUUCCCAGGCCAUAGGCAGAGAGCUGGAUCAGAAGAGGAGCAGCCAGAACACAAACUGGCCCAUAUUGGAUUCUGGCCACUGGUGACUUAGCCUACAAUGCCACAGUGCCAGCCUGGGUAUCCAUAUAUUCUAACACUGUAUACAAAAAUUAAUUCAAAUAAGCUCAUGAUACAACUGUACAACAUAAAACUAUAAAACUCUUAAAAUAUGGGGGCAAGAGUUUAACAGUAUUGGUUUCAGCAGUGAUUUCUUUGAUAUGACACCAAAGGCAUAGAAAACACACUGUCGACAGAUUAAAAAAGGCAACCCACCAAGUGGGAGAAAAUAUUUGCAAAUCACGUUUCUGAUAAGGGAUUAAUAUCCAGAGUAAUGGGUAUAGAGUUUAAGUUUUAAAGGUAAAAAUUGUUCCGGGGAAUGAUGGCAAGGAUGCUCGCACCAAAUGUAUUUAAUAACUCUGAAUUACACACUUAUACUUAAAGUCAUAAAUAUUUUAUAUGUUUUAUGACAAUACAGUAUUGCAAGAAAAAUCUGUCUUGUGGCCAGUAUUGUAUCAUAGUGGGUAAAACCACUGCCUUUGAUGCCGGUUCAAGCCCCAGCUGCUCCACUUCCAAUCCAGCUACCUGCUAAUGGCCUGGAAGAAGCAGCAGAAGAUGGUACAAUGCUUGGGCCCCUGCCACCCACAUGGGAGAUCCAGAUGAGGCUGCUGUCAUCGGGGGGUGAACCAGAGGAUGGAAGCGCUCUCUUUCUCUCUCUGUCUCUCUCUCUUUCUCUGUAACUCUGCCUUUCAAAUAAAUCUUAAAAAUAAAAAAUCUAUCUUAAUUUUCCUGUUUAGUCAAACAUCUUUUCAACUUUUGUUUAAAUUGACUUUUUCCCUUCAUUAUGAAAUGACUUAUUUCUUUGCUGCUUUAUAUACCUCACAAUUUUUUGUGUGAGUUUUACCUUUUUUAAGUGUUGGGUAUUUUUGUAUUUUCAAAGUAUUUUGUAAGUAUUAUUAAGCUUUAUUGUGGGAUGCUGUUCAUUUCCUUGGAAAUAGUUUGAUCCUUUCUUCAUCUUGCUCAUAAGCUCUUUGUUAGAUGAUACCAAAGCAACAUUUGUACUAGAGCUAAUUUUAUACCACUAUUGAAUCAAAUCCCUUGUGAAUACUACACCUAUUGUUCAAUAAAUUAUAAUGUUUUUCCACUCUGAUCGAUGGAAAUGAGAAAAAUUCCUGUUCCAGUUGAGCUCUGAGAGUUGUUCCCUCUCAUUCUUUCUCAGCCCUGGGUAGCUUUCACAUCUGAAUGCACUGAUCAGUAUUCAUCUGAAGCCUCUACUGGGACCACCCUGUACCGAUCUUCAGAGCUCUCCCUAUGUGCAGCUUUCCCCCUUCCACUACUCUCUGCUCUGAACUUUACUUCCUUUGUCCUCACACCAUAACGUUUGUGUUCUCCUCCCAAGGAAUCUGCUGGACUUGAGGUUCUCUCUGCAUUGCAGCUGGAAACACUCUUCAGGCAGAAAAAUGGAGCAAUCCUAGGGCUUUGAUCAUGCUUGAUCUAUUUGUCAAUGAUCACUGUCAUCCCUUGCCUAGUGUCCAAGAUCUUGAAACUGUUCUUUCAAAUAUAUUGUUUGAUUUUCAAAAAUUCUCUAUGCUGGAGAAUAAAUCCAGUCCCUCCGACCCCACUUUCGUCAAAAGUGACAGUAAGUUGCUCUUUAAAGCGUCUUCUACUCAAAGUUGAAUCCUGCAUUAGCACCCCCUUGCUCACAGCACUUCCAUUGGCUUUUGCUCUUGUUUUUUCAGAUGGCAAGUCAGCCGUCAUCCAUGUGUUUCCCUUCAUGAUGCUUUUCUGUAUCAUUUGUUUUUGACAGCUUGGUUAUAAAGUUAGUAGAUGGUAGGUUUUUUUUUAUUUAUCCUAUUUGGGGUUCAGUGAGUUUCUGGAUAUAUAGAAGUUUGUCUUCCAAAAGGUUAUGGAAAAUGUGCACAAUAAUUGUAUUUUUAUAGGAACUUUUUUCAGAUACCUCAUAUGUCAGUUUUUCCCAGUAUUAGAAAACCUUAUCCCACCAAUAUUUAUUCUCCUUUCUUACUCUUUCUUCCUCUCUUCAGUCUCCUAUUGCAUGUAUGUAUAUUAGGCUAUUCCAUAUCACCCUUAAAAUUCCUGAAUAUUUAAUUUUUGAAAAAUGUUUCCCCCUAUUUGUCAAAUUUUAAAAUUUCUGUUGCUAUCAGUUUCAUCAGCUCUUUUUAUUCUAUAUUACCUGCUUUUCAAUUUUUUGUUAAACCAAUUCCUAGAAUAUUUUGUUUUAAUCAUUGUGUAUCUUCAGUUCUAGAAUUUAGUUCUUUUAAAAAAUUAUUUCUGUUUAUUUUAGAGGAAGAGAGUCAUACUGAGAGGCACAUACACACACACAACUCCCAUCUGCUAAUUCCCUCCCCAAAUGCCUGCAAAGGGCGGAAGUGUGCCAGACCAAAGGUGAGAGCCAGGAAUGCCGUAGAGAUAUCCCUCAUGGGUGGCAGGAACACAACUACAUGGACCAUCAUGUGUUGCCUCCCAGGGUGCAGAUUAGCAGGAAGAUGGAAUCUUAUGUGGAGCCAGCAUUGGAACUCAGGUAUCCUGAUAUGGCACGUGGACAUCUCAGGCAGUGUGUUAACUGCUAAACCAAAUGUGCACACCCAUUUAGCAUUUAUAAAGCUUCUAUUUCUCCAAUUUUAAUUCUUUGAACAUAUUUUCUUUAACUUCUAUAACUUAUAAAAGCAUCUUUAUAAUCUCCACCCAACAAGUCCAGCAGUUGAGCCACCUCAUGAUCAGUUUCUGCUGAUUACUGCCCUUUCCCAAAUUUGUGUCAAUUUUUUAUUGGAUAUUUGACAUUGUGGAGUAUAUGAAGCAUAUUCAGAAAGUUUAUAGAAAAUGCAAAUUAUGAAAAAUCAUGUGUGUAUUUCAAAAAAUUUACACCCAAAUAAACUUAGUUUCAUUUUUUUGAAGCACUUGUGAAUGAAUGUUUUACUCUGUUAUAUUCCUUUGAACCAACACAUAAGAAAACACCAAGAGUUCAAGUGUGGUUGCUGUAGGUGGCAGAGGCUCCCGGAGAAAGGUGGUAUUCCCAGCUGGUCUGGGUCCCAUACAGGAAUUUCAAUUUGUGCUCAGAUCUCUCCUCCAUCCCCCAUCCCACUCUCAUCGUGGUCCAGUUCUCCAGUCCCAGAUCACCUCGCAGCUUCUUUUACUUGCCUUUCAGCUCCUGUUUCCUCAGAGUUGACAUGAAUAAGGUCUGUGCUCAGGAUUUGCGGUGGGGCAGAGGCAGGACAUGUUCCUGUGUAUCUCAACACAUCUGUGAAAGAAAGAUUAAAAAGCCAGUGAAGUUGUGAUAAGCAGCAUUCCUGAGAACUAUACAGCAGACAUGAAGCUGAUUUGAGGGGAGAGGUGGCUAUCAGGAGCUCUCGGGGGAGGAUGAAGACCAUGGAUCUGUAUUUCUGUGUGAUUUUGGAUAUGUAACAGCUGAAGUGCCUCCUGAAGAGCAUUAGGUACCCUGACUUUACUGGGGCUGGGAGGAGGUGGGCAGUGAGCCAGGCAAUGAACUUCUGCCAGGCCCCCAUGGUCUGACCCAGGCUGACCCCAUGGGCUGUUUUCUUCCUGACCAUACCCCAGGUACUUGGUCCAGUUCCUGCUCUUUUUCUGGGCUUUUCUGAGUGAAAAAGCCCUGAAUGAGUCUCCUCCCUGAAACCUGUCUGUGGAGUGGAAGAGAAUUUCCCCAGCAUCCAUCAUUCUUGUUAGCUCUGAAAAUGAACACGCAGGCCCUUUCAGUCCAUGGAAAAUUGAUGAUCACACACACACAAGAAUUAGUCUAUAGGUCGUUCACAGACCUGUUUUAUCAUUUCCUACUCUCAGCUGGUGUCAUAUGCUAAGAACUUCACCCUUCUACCUGUUGUCAAGGAAAAGGGAAAAAAAAACGGAAUUCACAUAUGCUGAGAAUCCUCCCCACCUUACAAGUGAUGAAACUGAGCUCAGAUAAGUUACAUGGCUUGUAAGAGGUCACACAAGACAUGAAACAACUAAAUUUGGACUCUUUUGGAGUUCCAUAUCAUGAGAAUCUUUCAGGUAUGAUAGAUAAAUGUAUUUUAAAAAUUAAGCAGAAAAGAUAUUUUUAAAUGAAAUUUUAUAUACUAUGCCACCCUAUUGCACUGUAUGAAAUGAGUGCAUAAGUUGUGAUAUAACACUGUGUCAAUCAGACUUUGGUCGAGGCUGCAGAGAGAAGGCUUGGUCUCUCAUGUGGAACUCACUGGUCCGGCCAGGUCUCUCCAUGAAGGCCCUCAUAGGUCAGUUUGAAGGCAAACUGGGCACGGGUGGUUCCCUAAUAGCAGAUCAGGAAAUAUUGCUGUCAGUCUCAGCAGUCAUGUACAUCUUAAUAUGGUUGAUCACCCCCUAGUUCCCUUUUGCUUAGAUAGAAAAAACAUGUUCAGACAACCUCUCAUUGUCCUUCAAUUAUGCCUUGGAGUAAAAAUGUCAUAAAAUACCAAGAAAUCAGGGGAAAAACUAACUGAUACUAGUCCCAGUCUGCCCUGUGAUAGGCCAAAGUCAGGAAUAGGUACCCAUUUGCUGCAAGCAUAUCUGUGAUGUGGUUUAUCCAGAAAAUGUGAUGACAAGUUGCUCUCCAGCUCCUGGGAGGCAUGUGGUAAAGGCUCAGUUUGCCUUGCACUACUCAAUGAGUAGAAACAACAGAGCUAUUGGCUGCCAGGCAAAGACAGUGAACAUAGACUGUUUGCUAACUCACAAAAUACAGCUUUGCAAGGUGAAAAGGUUGGGAGCAUUAAUAACGCAUAGCAACCCACUAUCCUGUAGCCAGUAAGAGAACAUUUCAUGUUAGGAAAACAGCAUGGGGGGUUUUCCUUGCUUCAUCUUCAAGACCAAUCUUACUGUAGGUCAGAAUUUACGCAUUUGGGUAAUUCAUUUUAUUUAUUUAUUUUAUUUAUUUAAAAAAUGGAGAAAUGACUAGUUUUAUGCAUUCAUGAUGCAGUGAAUUUAAAGAAUGCAAAUUAAAGUAGUGAUCCGUGAUUACCUUGAUGCUUCCAACUUCUUUUAGCAUUAGUCCAGCUGAAUUUCCUGUACCACUGUGCGGCACUAUAUACAUCAUAAUUGCAGACAAGGCCUCUGCUGACUCUAAGCUUGACAGCAGGGAACAGUUGGGAUUGUUGCUGCUGCUUGGGGCUGCAGACCUGGUGGAUGCUGUGCCCAUGGUUGAUGGGGGAAUUAAGCCGGCAGCUUACCCUGACUAUGUCUUGACGGUUGGAUGAUGCUUUGUGGGUCUAAAUAUGCUGAGAGAGAGACAGAGACAAACAUAGAUGUGGAGAAUGAUACAGCAUCAUUUCCCUGCUGACUCAGCUAGUGCUUUAUAAGCCAGUCCUCAGUGUUGCCACAACUUUAAAAAGUAGAUACUACUUUUUUUGUGGGGGAACUUACACUCAGAAAUGGCAGGUGACUUCUCAAGGUCACACUGCAGUAAGCAUCAGCACGCCGGGGUCUGUGACUCUAAGGACUAUACUUGAUCUUUUGUGCCACUCUGCAUCUGCUAACCAGCAGGCCCUGUGCCAAGGGCUUUACACUAAUCCUCCAUGCAGCCCUGAGGAGGAAGCUCUGAUUAUUCCCAUCAAUAGACAAGGAAACCAGUUCACAGAGCGGCUAAGUGGCAUUCACAUGGGGUGCCUGCUCACUCUGUGUUUCUGUUCUCAGCUGGACCCAUCACACUUAACUAUUAAGGUUUGUACAAACUGGCUUCUCUAUUUUAGAAGUACCCAGCUUCUUAGAUAUAGUUUUGGGGCAGUGAAUUUGCAUAGAUCAUGUGUACAACUGCAGAUACUUUCACUGAUUGUGAAUUGGGCCCUAGCAUUGCUUUGCUGGGAAACCCACUUGUGUGGGUUUACAGACACACACCCUGCUGAUGCAUUUGGUAGCAGGGCAUUGAAGCACAAAGCUAGGACUCUCAUGUGGAUGAACGACUCCAGCUUUGACACUGUGUGACAAUAACACAAAGGUCCACGCAUGAUCACACGGUGCAUCUUUUGCAGUCCAAGGUCUGUGACUGUGAGGGUGGGGGAUAGGAUUCAGAUGUCACCCUGGCAAAACUAAGUCAGCCCAGCUCACAUCCCAGGUUCAGAUAUUCAUGCCCAUUCAGUAGUAGAAUUCCAGGAUGGCUCUGGAGACUGGGGAGGUUGGCUUGUCCUAUGGAGUCAUGUGGUAUAUCCUGAAUUAUCUCAGGUAGUGCUUUUGCAUCAUUAUAUGUGUCAUCUAUAUCUUCUGGGAGUCCUAUUCAGUGACUGGCUGUAUCCCCCUGAAUUCAUGCACUGAACUUCUGCCUGCCAAUCUGAUGAUAUUAGGAGGUAGAGCCUUAGGGAUAGGACUAUGUGAUGAGAGUAGAAUCCUUGUGAAUUAGAUUAGUGUCUUUAACAAAGGGACCCCGGAAAGCUCUCUUGCCUUCUUUCUUCCACGUGAGAACACAGCUAGAAGUCAGCAGUGGGCAGCGUGGUAGAGACCCUCACCAGCACCACGCUCACAGGCACCCUGCUCUCAGAAUGGUGAGAUAUCAAUUUCUUUUGAUUAUAUGCCACCAGAUCUGCUGUAAUCUAAGCAGGAUGUGGCACCCAAGCUCAUGUUUUAAUUCCAAAGUCACAGGUUGAUAGCACUGAGAGAGUAGAAGUAUUCAGUUAUUUUCUUUGGAAGCAUGGUCUAGUGGGAGAAUCUGUGGUAAUUGAAAUGAUGCCCUUGAACUCUUACAUCGGGGUGGUUUAUGAAAGCCUGAGUGCAGCCCAGCCAGUCUGCUUACUGGCUCGCCAUGUGAUCCUUCCUCCAUGCACAUUCCACCAUUGCCGUCCAUUGCCCUGAUCGCCUGCCAACCCAGUGGGACUGCCUAACUUGGACUGAGCCUUUGAAACUGGGAACUAAAUAAAUCUUUCCUUGGUAUUAAACUUAGUUGUCUCAGGUAGUUAACUGCAGUGACAAAAAGCUGCCUAAUACAUAAAAUACAUGGUAUUUUAUCAAUAGUCCAAACCGACUGAAACAUUCAGUGAGAAAGGUACCCUCACAACAUCCAUACCAUAGAUUAGACAACUGAGUCAUGGUCAGGAGCAGUCUUGCUGAGUCUCUCUCCAUCCACAGUCCCUCAUCCUAAUGUCCCUGCUCUGCUCUGCUACAGGGCCCAACCCUGUGCUGCUUCCCAAGAUUGCUAGUUCAGGGAUCACAUGAUCUAGUUUGGUUUUGGAUGUAAAGGAAUCCUUCCAAGGCCAUUCUAUUUGACACUGGUAAAAGAAGUCACAGUUGCACUUGACUUUUCCUAAUAGCCCUUUGCACUUUUUGGUCUUCUCAGAACUGAACAAAGUGUUUUGUCAGCUGGUUUUCACCUCCUGGUCAUAGCCCUGGAGCCCUUCAGGACACACAUAAAGUAAAGCAAAGGAUUUGGUUGCCCAGCAUCACGCCACAUGCCAGGCCUCGUGCCUAGCCCCAUGGCCUCCUGAUGUUUGGGAUUUUAUUGAUAGGAAAUCACCCUAGGGUCUACUGUAGUUGGAAUCCAAGACUCUGAGUCAGAACUGAUAGCCUAAUGUAAGGCUGGAAAGUUCUAGCAGGUUUCCUAAAUAACGGCCUUGUUCUGGGGGUUGGAAAGCAGUAACAAUGAUUAGGAGAAAUCUGGCUCAGAGGAAGACCAAUGCUGAAGAGGAACACGUGUAUUUUCACAAGAAAGUUUAUUUGUUUAAAGAGUCAUCCUUGGCUUCUGUAGCCUUUUUCCUGCAUCCUUGUUUUUCUUGGUGAUUAACCUUGCUCUGCUUUCUUUCUUCUUUAACCUGUCUUCUGGGAAUUUUCUUAGUCACACACCUCUGCUCGGGAAAACUCCCAUCUUAACUGAAAUGUAAUGGUUAUGUUCUUGUGCUGCCAUAUUUAAGUAAGGGCAGGUUCUACUGUAACAGACAAUAUCAGAGUGUCAGUGACAACACAACAGAAAUCUCCUUGAUUGCCUCAUGGACAGGGCAGGCAGGUGUCCCUCUAAACAGACUCUCAGGAACUCAGGUUCCUCAUAGCUUUUGGCACCAUCAUCUCUGAUGGGAGGAAAGGAAAAGAUGAGCCAAGAGACAGAGAGAAGGUUAGAAGGUUGCAUCUGAGCGUUUUUCAUGGGCAGGAGCUAGGAACCCCAUUUUUCACUGGCCAGAACUCAGUCACAUGGUCCCGCCCCAACUGCAGAGGAGCUGGAAACUGGAGCUACAAUGUGCACUGUCACUUUUGCAAUAGUCUGUUGGAUUUUCCCCAGAGGUAGGAGCCAUCUGCAGGGACCUGUCGAUAAAAGUGUGCUUUGGAGUCAGCCUUCUUCUGCAUCUUUGUAACCCAGUAGUUGUAAUUUGUAAGCCAUGCUCUUACUCUGCCUUUCAAAUCUGUCUAUUCUUAUGUCAUAACAAUGUUUUGAGACUAACAGCACUGCAUAUGAAGGACUUAGAACAUUAGGAAAAAGCCACCAUUGCUCUCCUCAGGGUUCAGGGUAAAUGCUGUUCCCUUUGCUGCCUAAGAGAGAAGCCUGUCCUCUACUCCAGCAGUCAUAGGCAGCAGUGUGCACACAGCACCUGCCCACUUACCAAGAUGGGGAAGUAGGUCUGACCUUCAAGCUGGAACCCAUAACAGACACAGACUCAUUCAUUCUGAAUGGUAGUAAGGUCCUUCAACGUGCAAACCAGAGGCACAGGAUCGAGUGCUUCACUGGCAUCCCCUGUGGCCACCGGUUUGAGUCCCAGCUGCUCCAUUUCUGAUCCACCUCCCUGUUAAUGCACCUGGGAAAGCAGCAGAGGAUGGCCCCAGUGCUUGGGCUCCCGCACCUACGUGGGAGACCCAGAAGAAGCCCCUGGUUCCUGUCUUCGGCCUGGCGCAGCCCCAGCCAUUGCAGCCCUUUGGGAAGUGAACCAGUAGAUGGAAGACUUCUCUGUCUCUGUCUCUCUCUAACUCUGCCUUUCAAAUAAAUAAAGUAAAUGUUUUUAAAAAAACAAAGGCAGAAAUGCUUUCUGAAAGAUGGAGGUAUGUGUUGCCCUGCGAGGUAGAAACUUCUCACACUGGAAGGGUUCAGUAGGAACAAAAUAGCCAUCAAGCAGGAACAGAGCUGCGAGCCCUGUACUGAGGGUGAGAAAGGGCGUGGGGAUUUCUACCAGGGAAGAAAGCGCAUGUCAGAGCGCCUGGUGGUUAUUGGGUGACAAAAACAAUGAGUACCUAUUGCUUCUGUUCUAUGAGAGUAAGAGGAAAAAAAAGCCUUAAUAUCAUGAUCUUGGUGGCUGGGAGACAGUAGAAAAUGUUGACCAAAACUUGACUCGUGCUUUCUGUAUCCUUCCCACAACAGAAAAGCUUUGACCUUAACGUAUUUUUAACAUCCGACACGUUGCUCCGUCUGUACUCAUCAUGGAGUCCAGUGUAUUGCAGGCGGUCAGGAACUCUUUCGUUGAUUGAUCGAUUCUCUCAGCAUGAUUAGGUACACAAGCAUUGUUGAAUGAAUGACUCUUCCUUUACUGCAGGUUUAAUUGCCUCGGUUUUCCCAGAUUUUGUUCCGUGACCUGUGUUUUUCCACAUUCCUAAUGGUUCUUGUGUCCCUGCCCAGGACAGCCUUCAGUCUGUUAAUGCCCCUCUUAUAAUGCGGCUCCCAGAGCUAAACAUGACACACUGUCUUUAAUCAAGUGAUCCACCAACUCAUGAGGUCUUGUGGUGAGCACCAGCUGAACCUGAAAACAAAAAUCCUACUGUUCUGGAAGGCCAGGGGGUCAGAAAUGUACCCGGUUGAAAUUUCCAGCAAAUGCAUCUAAAUGGGGCUCUUGAAAACCAGGGGUAGACAUUUGCAGUUUUUGCGUGCUAUGUUUUUGUUGCUUUAUAACCCCUUUGGCCAAAGAGAAUAUUAUAGUCAAACAUGGCAUGCCUCCUGGUCUCCAUGCCUGUGCCAAGUACCAGACUAGAGAUCUGUGAGCUAGGAAGCCAGCCAGCUCUUUGAAGCACAUUGCAUCAGACAUUUCCUGAGGUGUAAAGGAAGGACUCCUUGCUAGAAAGCAGGGAGAAUUUUGGCUCUUAGAGACUGGACUCAGUAACUUUAACUCCCUGGCUAAGGACCAAUCUUCCAUCAGGCAGCUCUCAUGUGGCCUGCAAAAAAUUCAGAUCCAAAGCCUGUGGCUUCUAUUUUCCAUGUUGACACCACAGCCUUGUUUGAAAGAAAUAUCCCUUUUUGGGGACAAGGGAGGGUAAGAACAGCUUUUAGGAAAAGAGAAACAUUAUAUAAUCUGACAUUAAAAGAGAGACAUUAUAUAAUCUGACAUAAAUUAAUUUUGGGGGGCAAUGUUGUCUUCUGCAUUGGGAAACCAUUGACUCUGAAUUAGAAUGCUGUCCAAAUAAAUGUUGUCAUGUAUCACUCUUUCUUUCUAAGUUAAGUAAAAUUAAAUAAUAUGUAGUGGUAUAUAUCCUGGUGUUUAUUAUAUUUAUAAAUUAGACCCUAAUGGAGGUUUCUCAAAUAACUUCACAAAUUAUCUCUUAUAACCAAGGAAUUUGAUCUUAGUAGCACUCAGAGUUAAAUAUUUUGUAAUUCUAGAUUCUAUAACUCUUCCAAUGUGCCAUACAGGCUAUUUAUGAACGGCAUGUGCAAAUGUCUCUGUUUUCAUUCCACACAAAGCACUGCGCAGGUGAUAGAAAAUAAUUAAUAAUAAAGAGGUCUUGGAAGCUUUCCUUCUGAAUGUGUAAAGUUGAACCCUGGGGUGGGAACAUAGCUGGUUAGAGUAGCCUUAAGUAUAUGAAGGAACAAGAUAAAGGCACCUUUGGGAGAUUUUUUAUAUCUGAUAUUCCCUAUUCCUGCAAAAUAUGGAGCUAUUAUUAGGUUCCCCUACAGUUGUUAACUAAGACUCUCCAGAGGCAAGUUCCAAAAUCACCAUCAAGGUGAUAGCCUAUGUCUUCCCAUAGAUGGAUGCUUUUUCCAUCACAAGAUCUACAAUUUGAGGGUCAAUGUCCCAGUGAACAGGUGAUGACCAUAAAGACCCCUGAAAGAAGGCUCUGGACAAGUACUUUAGUGUGACUUUCCUGUAGUUCUCAACUCUGAGUCUUAAGUCCAAAUUCUGGAUACUUCAUCUUUUCUUUUGGGAAUGUGGAUCUGGCACAAUUCGAUCCCUACCUUGUUUGGGGGCUAAAAAAAAAAAAAACCAUGAAAUAUUUAUGAAGUGCUUUAUUUCACAAGAAGUAAAGUUCCAGGUUACACAACCUCUGUAAGCUCCUGUGUGGCAGUGUUGGAACUGCAUUUCUGCUCUCCCACCCCCACCCCACACCACACACAGCACCAGCUCUUCCGAAGUCACAGGCUCCACUCUUGGGCUAUCCUUGUGUGAUAACAGAAGAAUGUCACACAUACAUUUGCCGCCUUUCUGUAAUCAUGUUUGUUGUUGAGUAUGGUGUGAUAGAUGAUUAAAAUGUCCAAGAAGGGAAAUAAAGGAGUGGGGUGAGAAGAGGAGGAAGCAGCAGCAGGGAAGCAUGAAGUAGAGGAAGGGUGAGUGAGAAGUGACAAUCCCCGAGGAGCCCAAGCUGUUAACCUGCAGGGUGUGCACAUCCUCUGCCAAUCACAUUGCGAGGUGACACUGGGACUCACUGACCGUCUUGCCAGGAAUGUUGUCAAGGUCUGUUGUGGACAGGGUUUCUCGGGACGAGAGACAGUGGGGUGCAGAGCUGUUCACUUGGCAUCGUUCACCAUCACUAACGUCUCUGAUAGCGCAUUAAGCUUAUCCUGUAUACCCGGUUUCAUAAAGGUGAUCGGGAAUGGCAGGAAGCCAAGGAAUGGGCAGUGAUCAGACACAGAGAAGCAAGGCUUCCUAUGACAGCCACCGGGAAGCGGCCAGCUUGUGUUUACUUUCCACUCCAAAUGUUUUCCUUGGUAUAUCUAUACCACCACCUAUUUCUCAGGAAGUGACACAAAGGAACAGGCUUCACAAUGCCAUCAAUGUCCAUUUUGACAGCAUUCAUGUCACAAUACACAAUCAUGUACUGUAAUUAUACAAAAUCUAAAGAAUGAAAUGUUACUAGUUACAUUGCUUAAAAUGAAACUGACAGUCAAACAGAAAUAACAAAAAAGAAAUCUCCUUGGUAAUCCAUAGAGAUACUUGACAAUAUUACAGGAAAUGUAGCCAAAGAAUUGUCCUAGCAUGCUUUGUCAUAAUUUCAUAAAUUCCCAGCUCUUUGGGGGGGGAAAGAAAGUGCAUUUUCACAGCCUAUAGUUCACAAAGAAAUAGCUUUCACAGGUGUUCAAGUGACAGAGAAAGGAAUACAAAGUGUAGGCACCAAGAUUGCUCAAACAGCAACAGAGUUUGGAGAAUGAGACUUGACGCUCUUCUGAACCAGAUCUGGUUUCUUGAAAAAGAACCUGGACAGUCACAUUAUUCCAAAGGGGCCAAGGAAAAAACAUCGAACUGUUAAUAAGGAAGAAAACCAUCAAGAACUAGACCACUUAAUACAAAUAUUUUUCUAUUCUACUUUGAAGUUAAAUUACAGCUUUUCAUAUUUUGAAUAGGAAAAGAUUUGUGGUUGAUCUGUGGGUAGAAGCCCUCUCUCUUACCCAUCCACCCUCCCCGCUUCUGAUCUGGUAGCUUAGGUUUGCAGUACAGACAUUGCUGGGUCCAUUUACUUGAAGUAGAAUUGCUAUUUCUUGAUGUGUGACCAUGCUUUUUUGAACAAUGAGGUAUAAUUCAAUGCUAACCAUGCCUGUUCCUUCCUGGGCUAUGGGGUCGGUCAAUGGUGUGGGCAGAAAACAAUUCAACUGUCUGAUAAAAUCAUAUACAGAAAUUAUUGCACUUUAAAAAAAUGAACACAAAAAACUCAGCCCAACUAGCAAAGGGCCUGAAAGUCUUGAGAAGUGCCAUACUUGCUGCCCUUUGCAGAGUGCAUCUUGACCUUUCAGGUGUUCUGUUGGGUUUGUCCAUUAUUAAAUUUCCAGAAGUGAAAGAGUCCAAAAGACACUGUAGGCUCUUUAAGGCUAAGUCUUCUCAGUGCUUCUAUGAGAUAAAAUUAUCUCCUUGGCCACAUACUACAAAGCAGGGGCUCCUGUUAGCAAAAUGACUAGCAGGGCUCCCCAAAAUGUCUGGAAGCAAGGGAGGAUGGGUGCAGAUCACGUCCUCUCCUGUGAAUGAGAGAGAGAAAGCCAGUGAAUGGCCUGGGACACGUCAGCAGCCUCCUCUUUUCUUUACCACUUUCACAUACUCAACUCCAGAACCCAGGCAUGCUGCUGGGGAUUUCUCUGCAUUUCUCUGUGCGUCUUCUCCUUUCUGUGGCUCUGAAUAUCAUUCCCUCUCCCUGCACAUUUGUCUCCCUCUGUCCUACCCGUUAUCCUCCUUGCCCACUAUGCUCUCUGUCUCACUUUCUUGGUGAGUAAAAGGUAGUGUUAGUCCCAUUCUGCUAUUCACAGGUCUUUGCUUCCUCUCCUUACAUAUGUUUCCCACAGUGCACCACUAUCCACUCCCUAACCUGUCAAUGUCUCCAAUGCACUAUCUUCAGAUAUUCCAGACUCUGUUUAUGAGGCUCACUGGGCUUAUUCAAGGUCACCUCAGUUGAGAAUACUUAAACCUUCGAAAAUCUGUUCUGUUCCUGUUCCUGUCAACACUGGAGCUCAGGGUACUCAUGAUGUUACUAAUGUUUUUCAUGAGGCUCUCAAGUGAGUGCUUAUGUGAGCAGUGAGAUAAGACAUUUUUAGGGGGCCGGCGCCAUGGUGCAGUAGAUUAAUCCUUCACCUGUGACUCUGGCAUCCCAUAUGGGCGCCAGUUCUAGUCCCAGCUGCCCCUCUUCCAUUCCAGCUCUCUGCUAUGGCCUGGGAAGGCAGAGGAGGAUGGCCCAAGUCUUUGGGCCCCUGCACACACGUGGGAGAUCAGGAAGAAGCACCUGGUGCAGCUCCGGUGAACCAGCAGACGGAAGACCCUUUUCUGUCUCUCCCGCUCACUGUCUGUAGCUCUACCUCUCAAAUAAAUAAAUAAAAUCUUUAGGAAAAAAAGACAUUGUUAGAUACUGCUAUCCCGAAACUCUAAAGUUAACAUUGUUUUUCUUCCUAUGGGUAUCAUCUCAAACUCCUAUGUAGUCAAUAAAGCAUUUGCACAAAAUGUCUAAAUACAUUUGGAAGGUGGUUUGCUGUAUGACAGCAGUUCCCAGGAAAACACAGUUCCCAUCUCUGAAUCAUGUAAGGUGCUGGGCAGGGAGCAUGGAGUACAAUCAUCAUGAGUGGCAGAGACCCCUGCUUCUUCCUGCCACCACCCUCAGUGCACUGAAGCUCAGGGGUCUGCCAUGGUAUUGGUUACUCACUAUGACCAACUUUACAUCAUCAGGAGUUGGUGCAAAAUCCUAGUGUGAAGUCAGAGUCAAUCCCAAUGGUUGCCACUGAUCCUGUCAAAUCCCCUCCCCUCCCCAAGACACAGCCCCUGUGAUGGACUCUUCUCUACUCACUGCUCUGGAUCCUGAACUAGGACUUGCUAACAUUUUCGUAUAUGACGUCACUGAUGCAGAAUUGCUGCUUCUUCUUCAUCCACAUCAGCUGCACACACUGAUGGAUAAAAAUGUACUGCUCCUGGAGCAAAAGACAAAAGCAUGUUUCAGUGAGACGUGAGCAAAGAUACGCGCUGCAAUGCUAUGACAGUUCUAAAGAUCAAGAUCUGCUGUAAAAGGAAGCCAUUUUCAUCAUGUAUAAGUGAUACAGUUUUUAUAAAGACAUGAUUUUUAUAACUGGAACAUUCAAGAGAAUCAAGAGUAAAAGUACUUUGAUUAAUAAUAGAACUUAGAACAUCAAUAAUUUAUUUUUGGAAGUGGAAUUUUUUUGAAAUAUUUACUAGGGUAUAUAGCAAAUAAAACUUGUAUACAAUUGGGGUGUUUGGGGCUGGCGCUGUGGCGCAGUGGGUUAAUGCCCUGGCCUGAAGCGCCGGCACCCCAUAUGGGUGCUGGUUCAAGACCUGGCUGCUCCACUUCCAAUCCAGCUAUGGCCUGGGAAAGCAGUAGAGUAUGGCCCAAGUUCUUGGGCCCCUGCACCCACGUGGGAGAUCCGGAAGAAGGUCCUGGCUCCUGGCUUUGGAUCAGCGCAGCUCGGGCCACUGCGGCCAAUUGGGGAGUGAACCAUCAGAUGGAAGACCUCUCUCUCUCUUUCUCUCUCUCCUCUCCUCUCUGUGUGUAACUCUGACUUUCAAAUAAAUAAAUAAAUCUUUAAAAAAAUUGUGGUGUUUCCGACCUGGGCCGGUUCACCCCUCCUUAGGCAACCUGGUGGUCCCCCGCUCCCGGGAGGUCACCAUAUUGAUGCCGAACUUAGUGCGGACACCCGAUCGGCAUAGCGCACGACAGCCCAGAACUCCUGGACUCAAGCGAUCCUCCGGCCUCAGCCUCCCGAGUAGCUGGGACUA
Molecule: messenger RNA, 23624 nt
Organism: Oryctolagus cuniculus (rabbit)
Lineage: Eukaryota; Metazoa; Chordata; Mammalia; Lagomorpha; Leporidae
Gene: EPS8
Product: EGFR pathway substrate 8, signaling adaptor
Biological process (GO): positive regulation of ruffle assembly; regulation of Rho protein signal transduction; Rho protein signal transduction
Cellular component (GO): vesicle; plasma membrane; ruffle membrane
Molecular function (GO): actin binding
Source: RefSeq, a predicted model, not a curated record